CGCGGGCGCGCGGGCGGCGCGGGGGCGCUGGGGCCGGAGGGGCGGGACGCGCGCGCUCCCUCGCUGGCUGGGCGGCUGGCCCGGCCCGGGGCGGUGUGGGAUGGCGCCUCCUCCGCCUUCGCCCCAGCUGCUUUUUCUGGCCGCCCUAGCAAGGCUCCUGGGUCCCAGCGAGGUGGUGGCUAGACCGGCGGAGGAGGCGGGAGCGCAUUGUUCCGAGGGCCUGUGGCCUCUUCCCCCGCAGGUGUCGCCAAGAGUGACCUCCACACGAGUGAGCCCAGGGAAGGCUGAGGAUGUCACCUUCCUCUACCACCCCUGUGCCCACCCCUGGCUGAAGCUCCAGCUUGCCCUCCUGGCCUACGCUUGUGUGGCUAACCCCUCCCUCGCCCCUGACUCCAGCCUCACGCAGGAUCGGCCUCUGGUGCUGACUGCGUGGGGGCUGGAGCUGGAGAUGGCCUGGGUAGAGCCAGCCUGGGCUGCCCACUGGCUGAUGAGGAGGUGGAGGAGGAAGCAGAGGAAGAAGACGGCAUGGAUCUACCAUGACAGCCUUUUGGGGCCCCCUCCCUGUAUGCCAACCCCGGGUAGAGGGAGGCUGUGCCGGAGAGGGUGUGUGCAGGCCCUGGCUCUGGCCUUCGCUCUGCGGAGCUGGCGGCCCCCUGGCACAGAGGUGACAUCUCAAGGGCCCAGGCAGCCCUCUCCCAGUGGUGCCAAGAGGCGGAGGCUGCGGGCUGCCCUUGUUCCCCAGCCGACUCGCUCAGCCCUGAGGUUUCCCUCUGCUUCCCCAGGGAGCUUGAAGGCCAAGCAGCCCAUGCUGGGAAUCCGUGGUAGGGAGAGUAAUGCCCCAUCUGCACCCACUGCCUCCCUGCUGGCCGGGGCACCUGGAGGCAAUGCCAGCUCCAGGACAGAGGUUCAUGUGCCCAGCGGGCAAGACAGCCCAGGGGGCUGUGUCUGUUCAAGUCAGGCUUCCCCGGCCCCCCGCGCGGCAGCGCCUCCACAGGCAGCUCGGGUCCCCACCCCACGCACGGAAGAGGCCGCCUGGGCCGCCAUGGCCCUGACCUUCCUGCUGGUGCUGCUCACCCUGGCCACGCUCUGCACACGGCUGCACCGAAACUUCCGACGCGGGGAGAGCAUCUACUGGGGGCCCACAGCGGACAGCCAGGACACAGUGGCUGCUGUGCUGAAGCGGAGGCUGCUGCUGCCCUCGCGACGGGUCAAGCGCUCCCGCCGGAGACCCCUCCUUCCGCCCACGCCGGACAGCGGCCCGGAAGGUGAGAGCUCGGAGUGACGGCCUGGGUCCUGCCACUGUAGCGUGCGGCUCCUCCCCGCGCCGCGAGGCCGCGACCUCUGCCACGUGGACCGGGCGCGGGGCGCCCCCUGGUGGCGACGGUGCGGCCCCGGCCGAGCACCGCGGAGGCUUGCCUCCUCCGCGUUCCUCGGCGUUGGUGGCUGAGUGAGCGGCGGCAGAGAAAAGGAGCCGCUUCUGCCUCCCUUGCCAAAACUCCGUUUCUAAAUAAAUUAUUUUCAGUAGA
Molecule: messenger RNA, 1526 nt
Organism: Sapajus apella (tufted capuchin)
Lineage: Eukaryota; Metazoa; Chordata; Mammalia; Primates; Cebidae
Gene: TP53I13
Product: tumor protein p53 inducible protein 13
Exons: 7
Coding region: 101-1282 (393 amino acids)
Cellular component (GO): cytoplasm
Source: RefSeq, a predicted model, not a curated record